Messenger RNA from Exophiala oligosperma, 2076 nucleotides. RefSeq lists its product as uncharacterized. Gene Ontology annotation, molecular function: RNA polymerase II cis-regulatory region sequence-specific DNA binding; zinc ion binding; DNA-binding transcription factor activity, RNA polymerase II-specific. Gene Ontology annotation, cellular component: chromatin. NCBI's taxonomy places the organism in Eukaryota, Fungi, Ascomycota, Eurotiomycetes, Chaetothyriales, Herpotrichiellaceae. Gene Ontology annotation, biological process: DNA-templated transcription; regulation of transcription by RNA polymerase II. The record is from RefSeq and is a predicted model, not a curated record. The transcript has 2 exons. Bases 1 to 2076 code for a protein of 691 amino acids.
AUGGAUGGUGGCUCUGCCCCGGCCAUACAAUUUGAGGACCUCCAGGCCCCAAAUCAGAUUCCGCAUUAUCAAGUCGAGGACCUUUCGGUAGAUAUUUUCGACGAUUACGACUGGUCCACCAUGUUCCAGGAUGAAUCAUUUGCCGACUUGGGUCCUUCUUCCCUCGCAGAUAUUGCACAUUCUUUUCAUUAUCCCCUGGCAACAACCUCCGGUGUCCCAGACCAACAAACUGUGCCUGCGUCGCCUCUAACGCAACAAAAGCAGAGGGGACUCAUCAUCAAUACGGAGGCGACCGACCUCUCCGCCUUUGCAUCUCGCCUUCCUUCCCUGGAACCUGAGGAGGUACACCAGAGUGACUCAAUGCCGCUCCUCCGUAGCAGCGACCAAACUGGAGGACAAGCACAUUCUUCUUCUUCAUCAUCAUCAUGGACAGCUCAGAAUCCUCGACGUUGCUUUUUAGAGGUCACCCACGAGUGUCGCCAAAGGGUCUUAAAUGACCUUUUUUCGGACUUCACCAACUUCGUACCUGAUGAUUUUGUGCUUCCAUCGAAGCAUGCGUUGAAUCGUUUCGUGGCAAUAUAUAUUGCGUCUUUCUACGAACACAAUCCGGUUCUACAUCUUCCGACAAUGUCACUCAACAAUACGUCCGUGGAAUUGUGCCUGGCCAUCGCGGCCGUCGGAGCUCAUUACUGUGGCGAAGUCGACACCAGCACGAAGCUCUACCGGGUUGCCAAAGAUGUGGCCUUUGAACGAAUGGACAGACUCGCCGACUCAGCUAUCUCGAACGCACCGCAAGAAAGAGACGGUGCACAACAGUCGAGACUGGUCUGCCAGCAAGGGGAGUGGCCAACGCAAAAGGAUUUCGUUUCGCAGGCGCAAAUUGAACUCAUGCAGACGUUUGUGAUCCUCUUUGGGUUCUCCCUCUGGUUUCUCAAGACCCCCGGGCCAGCCUUACGCUCAAAAGCUUUAUUACAAUCGACCAUACAACGCAACCACGAUUGGCAGAGCUGGGUGCAGGCAGAGACUCUGAAACGAAUCGUACUCGUCUCCUUCUGUCUAUUCAACUUGCAAACCCUAAUCCAUGAAACACCACCUCCGCUCCUCUGGUCCGAGAUCGACAUGUGCCUGCCAUGCAGCGAAGGCCGGUGGAAUGCUACUAGCCCUACGGCUUGGGCAUCUUCGGUCGAACAGCAGGACCUAGGUAAAGCCAUGGUCCAGGAGACACUGCAAAAUCUUUUCAACGAAGAAGGAUCCGGCGUCCCGCACCCAAAUUUCUCAUCCCUGGGCGGUUACUUUCUAAUCCACGCAAUUCUACAACAUAUGUGGAUACUCCAAAAGACACGCCUACUGCAGAGCAAGCCUCUGGAGGAGAGAAGCAGAGAGCAGGAAGCUGUAACCUUUGGACAAUUUCAAAGAGCUCUACGUCAAUGGCGUCGGGGGUGGACCAACGAUCGAGAAUCGUCCAUGAGUCCAGUCAACCCUUGCGGACCUAUCGCUUUUACUUCCACUGCUCUUUUGCGACUUGCUUACGUGCGGCUCAGUUUCUCUGCUCGCCUGAUCCCUCUGCUCAUCAAUACUUGGAGUGCCGAGAAGAUUGCUCGGGCAUUCAUCCAAGCACCAUCCGCAGAGCGAAAUGACCGCACCACGAGGGCGGCACUGCAUUGUGCCCACGCGCUGAGCAUUCCUGUCAAGAUCGGUCUCAAGUUCGUAGCCAGAACUCAAGGCUUCUACUGGUCCAAUCAACACGCCGUCUCAUCUCUGGAGUGUGCGUUGUUCUUGUGUAAGUGGCUCCAAUCCGUGACGAGCCCGGAGGACGCAGAUACAAAUGUUUCAACAAUUACUGAGCAAGAGAUGCUGGUGAUUGAUUUUAUUAUUGCCAUCGUGGCCGAAACUGACCUCCGGGCAUCCAAGGAGGUUCUGCUGCAGACGAGGAACCUCUUGAGUAGAACUGUGGUGAGAAUUUGGUCCCGCUUAUUCCCAGGAGACAGUGCCUGGAAAAUUGUUGAUCUGAUCGGAAGUUCGAUGAGGGCGUGUAUCGACGCCCUAGACUGCAACGCAGGAAUGCUAGGUAAUUAA